AUGGCGCCGGCCGUUGGAGGUCCAGUUGGCUACACACCCCCGGAGGGCGGCUGGGGCUGGAUGGUGGUGAUAGGGGCCUUCAUCUCUAUUGGCUUCUCUUAUGCGUUCCCCAAGUCCAUCACAGUCUUCUUCAAGGAGAUUGAAGUGAUCUUCAACGUGACCAGCAGCCAGGUCUCCUGGAUCUCCUCCAUCAUGUUAGCGGUCACGUACGGCGGAGGUCCUAUCAGCAGUAUCCUGGUGAAUAAAUAUGGGAGUCGCCCUGUUAUGAUGCUGGGAGGAUGUCUUUCUGGAUUGGGCCUCGUCGCUGCCUCUUUCUGCAACUCUGUCCAAGCACUGUACUUUUGCAUUGGCGUAGUGGGAGGAUUGGGAUUGUCCUUCAACCUAAACCCUGCCCUCACUAUGAUUGGGAAGUACUUCUACAAGAGGCGGCCCAUUGCCAACGGCCUUGCCAUGGCUGGUAGUCCUGUCUUCCUGUCCACGUUGGCACCUCUCAACACGUGGUUCUACGACCGCUUUGGCUGGAGAGGAAGCUUUCUCAUCCUGGGCGGCCUGCUGCUCAACUGCUGCGUUGCCGGUUCCCUCAUGCGACCCAUCGGCCCGAAACCCAAACCGGUGGAGAAGAGUACGGAGCAGAGGUCCUGUUCGCAGAUCAUAAACAGCUUCAUUGACCUGUCUUUGUUCAAGCACCGUGGCUUCUUACUUUACAUUUCAGGCAAUAUUAUCAUGUUCUUUGGGCUUUUCGCACCAUUAGUGUUUCUGAGUAAUUUUGCAAAGAGCAAAGACAUUCCGAAAGAGAAAGCAGCUUUCCUGCUAUCUGUCCUUGCGUUUGUUGACAUGGUUGCCCGGCCCUCGAUGGGUAUUCUGGCCAACACCAAAUGGGUUCGGCCCAGAAUCCAGUACUUCUUUGCCGCCUCUGUGCUAUACAAUGGCGUGUGUCACGUCUUCGCCCCAAAGUCAGUCGACUACAAAGGCUUUGUGAUUUAUUCCAUGUUCUUUGGCUUUGCUUUCGGGUGGUUGAGCUCCGUAUUGUUCGAGACCCUGAUGGACCUGGUGGGAGCCCAACGAUUCUCUAGCGCCGUUGGCCUGGUCACUAUCAUUGAAUGUGGCCCCGUGUUGCUCGGGCCCCCCUUGCUAGGCAAGUUUAAGGACAUCUAUCACGACUACAAGUACACGUACCAGGGCUGCGGGAUCCUCCUCAUCGUCUCCAGUUUCUUCCUCUUCAUGGGCAUGGGCCUCAACUAUCGGCUGCUGAGGAAAGAGAAGAAAGCGGAGGAGCGCAUGGCCAGAGUGGGAGAUCAUAAAUCCUACAGGGUCAAUGCGGCCAAGGUGGUAGAGGCCAGGAACACAGAUACCGUCUAAAUGUUUUGGUCUCUUUUUUAGUCAAUUUGUUUGUUUCAAGUCGUAGAGCUAAACCUGAAAACAUUCUGCCUCAUUUAGGACAAAUGCGUGGAUAACAUACAGUGUUAUUAUGGCCAUUAAUCCAAAACACAUUUAUAUUGUACCAUCAGAUGCAAUUUACUGUUAAAUAUUUAUACGCCACUAAUGGUAUAUACUUAUCAUUUUUGAAAUAUGGACUGUUAGUGUCUGGUUGUGAUAAGUUUAAUUCACUUUUUACAUAGAAUCUAUAAUGUCGUCAUGCAGAGCAUGCAGAACAGGGUUUUAAUUCCUUAAGGACUGUAUGUACUGUACAUGCUUUGCAAAAGUCCAUCAUUAUUGUACUUGUAUCAUUAUGUUUAUCACACAAAUGUUACCCUACUAUUUUUUUCUUUCUGGAAGAUGUUUUGAAAUGAGGGCAUAGAGACCUCAUUGCUUGGCUUGCCUCUUUUUGUACAGGAAAAUGUACUACUGACUGACUGAGUUACUUUACACAAGUCAUAUAUUAAGUAUUCACAAUUACAGAGGACCUUUGCAACUUCCCACGCGUUUAUUUUUGCCUCACACAAAUAAAUAGAAAAACUCUA
Messenger RNA from Phyllopteryx taeniolatus (common seadragon), 1961 nucleotides. It is a transcript of the gene slc16a1a, whose product is annotated as solute carrier family 16 member 1a. The record is from RefSeq and is a predicted model, not a curated record. Gene Ontology annotation, cellular component: membrane. Bases 1 to 1359 code for a protein of 452 amino acids. The transcript is spliced from 4 exons. Gene Ontology annotation, biological process: monocarboxylic acid transport; transmembrane transport. Gene Ontology annotation, molecular function: monocarboxylic acid transmembrane transporter activity. NCBI's taxonomy places the organism in Eukaryota, Metazoa, Chordata, Actinopteri, Syngnathiformes, Syngnathidae.